AUGAACAGUCUUAAAAGAUGCUGUAUAUUGUUUUAUGCGAUAUGUCUGAUUCUUCUUUAUCGGCCUAACGGGUAUGUCCAUUGCACAAUGCCCCUGCUACUCCAGCUAGAGGUGCCCUGGGCCCAAAGAGUCAAUCCGUUUCUAACUGAGCUCAGAAAUGAGUAUCAACGACGAUCCAUUAGUGAAGAACGUCUAGUCCAACGUGCGAAUAUGCUCUUUGCCGAUGUUUUAAUGUACCAACUGGAGGACCAACACGCCGUGUUUAUUAAAGAUGCUAUAUCCAACGACGAGACAGAUGCAACGCCCAGCGAUGGGUUUAUUGUUUGUUUACUUGCACAUAAUAACGAAGCUAGACCCGACACAGAAAAGUAUCUUAAGCAUCUGACCGCUAUCUAUGCUGGAAAAGUAGCCACUGAAACUCUGAAAGUUGCGAGUGCCAAGGCUUUCUUUGAUCUUGCAUGUUUGCAUGCUAUCUUGUUUAGCGGCGGCAAGAACAGUGUGCCGACCGACCUCGGCAGUUCCCAAAAGGCCAACAAAGCCCAUAAUAAUUGGAACAAGUAUCUUAAAGAUCUUUUUGGACGCAAUUGGGCUCGCCUCCCAGCCGAUGCCGACACCGAACUGGGUUGUAAUAUUAAGAUGGUCACUGAGAUAGAGAAGGGCUUUCAACAGCUUUUUGAGAUAGAGCGUAGCGCUCCAGCCACACGAGCAGAAUUAGUAGAUCUUAUUGCUAACCAAUCGCGCGACCCAGGGGCCCAAGAUAUCUUUGGAGAAAAGUCCGCUCUAUUCUCCCACGACGUGAUUGAUGCUGUGCUUAAAUACGCCGAAAUGUGCUGCCGGACUACUCCUGAGGAUGGUCUUAUAACUUCGCUUAUUACUAAAUGGCAUCCACUGCAGCAUUCCUUUUUAUUACAUGAUACGGGCGAGACUAAUUUUGAUUUUGCACUUGAGAAUAUAGAUGCUUUUCUCUUAGGCGCCGCAGCACCUACUGCUCCUGAUGCCAAUCUACCUCCACCCGCACCACCAACAGAUCCCCAGGCCGCUGCCGCUGAACCAGCACCGGUAGGCCCGAUGUGCAGUGUUCGCCUUUUCAAAAGUACUUCAAUCUCUCUCUACAAUAAUCCUUGGAAACUAACAAACAGUGAUAUAGUCGGUUUAUAUAACACCAAUAAGAUUGAAGUUCGAAUUGAAGCUCUACUUAAGAACGAGGCAUGCUACCGCUACCUCACAAAGCUCUUGAUUCUUCUCCAUGUUUAUGCUCCGCAACGGCAAAUAGUGCUUACUCUAUACGCAGUUAAUGGAGGCGAGCAGAAUCUUGAUGGGCUUGAGGACGAGCUAACGAAGCAUCUCACGACCUUUCGCGAUGUGCUUGGCAACUGGUCGAUACAAAGAGAUACAUCUACAGCACCACUUAAAGACCCGAAUUACCCAACUCAAGAUACUUAUCGAGGUAGUUUUAGCUUAUUCAAGCAAGCCCUAACCGCUGUAUAUGGGUUUGUUGCAUUCUUAUUGGUAUUAUCCUUACUGGUUAUACCGAAGAUGAUGCCAUUGAUUAUUCCGGUGGCUAUUAUAUUGCUGGCCUGUCUCCGGAUUAGCUUUAUGUACAGUAGAUAUAGAAACCAUCACUUACUUAACAAAGUCUUUAUUGCGGUUGUUAUGUCUGUUUUGGUAGCCAUAUGCAUUCAUGCCCACUUCGUGGUGCUUACCGCCAAUACAGCAGCUUCUUAUUAUACUGCAAUGCGCUGGUCGUUUAUCGUUGUGUUCGUUCUAGAGAUACUAGCCCUGGUCUUCAGCUUGAUUUUUUCGUUAGUUAGCAAUCGACAUCGCCAAGAUCAUAUCCGUUUAGUCCGCCAGAUAUCUUGUGGCUUUUACGGCGCAGCUGGAUUACUUUUGGUUAUUGCCAAUCUGUGCGUGCUUCUUAUUCCAUUUGCAAGUGUUAUUCAAGUUGUCUGUGCCGCUAACAUCAUUUGCUUAUCUGCCAUUUGCCUCUUGGCCGGCGUGUUACUUGAAAGUCGAGUAGCUCACAACUGGGAGUAUAGAACCAAUCCAGAAGAAGAGUCUCUUAUUAAACUAAACAAAACCAUGCGCUAUGCCGCCCUUGCGGUUGUGAUAGGCGGAAUUGUCACUUUCACGGCCAUACUGGCUUAUCACCACUCAAUAAGCGCCCUUGAAGGCUUUGCCCAUAUAGAGCCUCCUGCACAGCCAGUCAUCCCUACCGGCCCAGCACCCAAGGACAUCGCCGAAGAUAACUUCGCCACCUAUCUCACUAAAAUUAUUGACUGGCUAACUGAACCCAGCACCGCAACCUCAUCUACUCCAGCCACCACAAUCCCAUCUACUCCAGCCACCACAAUCCCAUCUACUCCGGCCACCACAAUUCCAUCUACUCCUGCCACCACAACCUCAUCUACUCCAGUCACCAAACCAUUCGCCGUCUCUCUCUUUGACAGUUUCCGGUACAGUUGGAAUGAAGUCUUUCACAAACCCUAA
Nematocida homosporus is the source of this 2487-nucleotide messenger RNA. RefSeq lists its product as uncharacterized. NCBI's taxonomy places the organism in Eukaryota, Fungi, Microsporidia. The coding region runs from base 1 to 2487 and encodes 828 amino acids. The record is from RefSeq and is a predicted model, not a curated record. The transcript has a single exon.